CAAAAUAGGAUCGGAGCUGCCUGCGACCGUCCUGCCUGAGCUAAAUUGAGCUUCAUGUGUUUGUUAGAGAAGAUCUGUUCAAGGAGAGAGAGGACACAGAGGAGUGUGUGUGUGUGUGUGUGUGUGUGUGUGUGUGUGUGGAGCUGCAGCCUGUAUUCAUGGAUAUAAGAUGAGAGAUGUGCCCUUGGAUCACUGCCACGCGUGUGUUUUUCCUGCAGACACCAUGUCACACAAAGAAGGCGACAUCUACACGUACGACUUCACUGAUGGAGAUCAUCCAUCGCAGCUCCUGGACGCACUCAGGCACUUCUACGUCAGCGGCCUCUUCACGGACGUCUCCCUCCAGUGCGGUGGCUCCGGGGCGCAGGUGUUCCACUGCCACAAGGCGCUGCUGUCGGCCCGCAGCUCCUAUUUUAAGGUUAUGUUCACGGCUGACAUGAGGGAGAGGUCCGACAGCAGCAUCACCCUGACCGGAGUGCGCGCCGAGGUCCUGGGCGCCCUGGUGAACUACGUGUACACGGCUCAGGUGCGCAUCACCGAGAGCAACGUGCAGAGCCUGCUGGAGGCCGCGGACCUCCUGCAGUUCAUCCCUGUCAAACAAGCGUGCGAGGAGUUCCUCAUCCGCCUCCUUGAUGUGGACAACUGCCUGGGGAUGCACGCUUUCGCACAGCUGCACCUGUGUCCUGCACUGGAGAGGGAGGCCAGGAGAGUGACGCUGAGCAGGUUCCCAGAGCUCCUGCUGCAGGAGGAGUUCCUGGAGCUGGACCAUGAGAGGAUGAGGGCGGUGGUGGCCGCACAGAGCCAUACUGUGCAGAGGGAUGAGGUCCUGAUAGAUGCUGUGGUCAAGUGGGUGACCCAUGAUUUGGAUAACCGCGUUCACCAUACUGUGGACCUGCUGCACUCCAUCCAAAUGGACCUGGAUGAGAUUUAUUUCAAUGUGUCUCUAGAGGUGCUCAGGCAGGGCUUGCUGAGCAGUGAUGGGAAAUUCAAAUCUAUGAUAACUCAGGCGUUGAUGUCCAAUAGUGGCAAGGAGUUGUGUGCAAGUAGAAAAAUGUCUUCCAGCAUGUAUAUCAUCGGUGGCUACUACUGGCACCCACUGUGUGAGGUCCACUUCUGGGAUCCUGUCAGUGACACAUGGGUGCAAGGGAAAGCAAUGCCUGACCACGACAGAGAGAGUUACAGCAUCAGCUCACUAGGAGCAAAUAUAUAUGUGACGGGAGGCUACAGGACAAACACGGUUGAGGCCCUGGACGCUGUUUCGAUUUAUAACUGUGACUAUGACGAAUGGACCGAGGGCUGCUCCAUGAUCACAGCGAGGUACUACCACUGUGCCGUGGCGUUGCAUGGCUGUAUCUACGCCAUCGGAGGCUACAGAGGAGGAGCUCCGGAGCGAGAGACGGAAUUUUAUGAUCCUUUGAAAAAGAAAUGGUUUCCAGUGGCCAAAAUGAUCCAAGGUGUUGGAAAUGCCACUGCCUGUGUAAUGGAGGACAAAAUCUAUGUAACCGGUGGCCACUAUGGCUACAGAGGAAGCUGCACCUAUGAAAAAAUCCAGGUCUACAAGCCAGAGGUCAACGAGUGGAGCAUCAUUACAAUAAGUCCCCAUCCAGAAUACGGGCUGUGCUCUGUGCCUCUCAACAACAAGCUGUAUUUGGUGGGAGGACAGACGACGAUCGCCGACUGCUACGACCCCGAGAAAGACGAGUGGAGGUCAAUAUCAGUGAUGAAGGAGAGGAGGAUGGAGUGCGGGGCCGUAGCAAUAAAUGGAUGUAUUUAUGUAACAGGGGGAUACUCCUACUCAAAGGGGACUUAUCUGCAGAGCAUCGAGAAGUACGACCCUGAGCUGGACACAUGGGAAAUGGUGGGGACUCUUCCUAGCCCGGCCAGAUCCCAUGGAUGUGUGUGUGUUCACAGCGUGUAAUGUCAAACCCUCAUCACAUUCUAUGUUUAUUUAUUGUCAUUUGGUGCCAAAUCGAUGAAAGUCUGAACAGUAUUCUGUCAAAAUGCAAAUGCCAUGUAAACCGUCACACAAGAUGCCAAGCUAGCCCAUGUUCGGCACUGUAAAGAGUUACACGUCUGCCAAACUGUCCAGGAUCGACUGUUUAUAAAAAUGAAUGGCAUUGCUCCACUUCCUCCCACUAUGGAACCAGAGUCUCUGCAGUAGUGAUCAGGGGAUGAAGCCAUCGUAGGGACCUGUCAAUACAUUUGUAUAUACAUUAUAACUAAUUAAAACUAAACAGAAGAAACACCCAGCAGGUGGCUCUUGAAUUGCAUUGGCCUAAUUUUUGCAGCGCAGUCAAGUUAUUCAUCUUUAUACACAAUCUAUGGUCCAUAUAGUGAAUAACAAGUCUAUUUCCUAACCUCAGGGACAACUAAUACUUUACUUAACAUUUUUGAGUAUUUCUGUUUCAUCAGAUUAAAAGGAAAGACUGAAAAGAGAAAUGCAGGAUCCAGCUCAGACCAAUGAUGCACUGUGACACUUCAAAGCAUCUUUUUUUUUAUAAAUCUGCACCACCAGGCUGCUACUGAUUAAAUAAAUAUCUACAACUGUG
This is a messenger RNA of Platichthys flesus (European flounder), 2549 nucleotides long. It is a transcript of the gene klhl23, whose product is annotated as kelch-like family member 23. NCBI's taxonomy places the organism in Eukaryota, Metazoa, Chordata, Actinopteri, Pleuronectiformes, Pleuronectidae. The transcript has 4 exons. Gene Ontology annotation, molecular function: protein binding. The coding region runs from base 170 to 1918 and encodes 582 amino acids. The record is from RefSeq and is a predicted model, not a curated record.